AUGGCCCCUACCGCCCAGUGGACGCCCAUCGAAGAUCAAACCCUCCGCGACUAUGUGUAUCUCCACGGCGGCAAGCAGUGGCGGGGGGUGUUACACCUCUUUGGCUCGAGCAAAACAAUCCGAGACUGUCAGCACCGGUGGAAGCUGCUCUCGCAAAAGUCAAUGGGGAAGCAGCCAUGGACCGACGCAGAAGACCAAGCCAUGAUGUCAUUGGUACGGGGGCUAGGCCCCCACAAGUGGGGUGUAAUUGCGUCGUACCUUCCUGGUCGAAGUGGAAAACAAUGUCGCGAAAGAUGGUGCAAUCAAUUGAACCCUUCUAUCUGCAAGGCGGCAUGGACUCCCGAAGAAGACAAACUGCUUGUGGCGUUGCAAGUUGAACAUGGAAAUCGCUGGUCCCUCAUUGCCGAGAAGUUGCCAGGUCGAACCGACAAUGCCGUCAAGAACCACUGGCAUGCCAGCGUCAAGAAAGCCAAGAUAUCCAACUUAGUCCCCACACCACAGACGUCACCCCCCUCCCCUAAAAAGUCGCCCUCACGACAUCCCAGUGGCAGUAGCUUACCCUUUGUGGAGUCGGACAUUUGGAAUCUCCAAGAUUUGGACCUGUCUACGGCCUCUUGUUGGAUGGAUACGGAUUUCAUAUGGGACAAUGUGAUGCACACAGCCGAGGAACCAGACGACGCCGACGCCUAUCAACACGUCGAGUGGUUGCAAUCGGUGGAUAUAUUCCCGUCCAACGUCGAAGGGUGCUGA
Aphanomyces astaci is the source of this 750-nucleotide messenger RNA. RefSeq lists its product as hypothetical. Lineage: Eukaryota; Oomycota; Saprolegniomycetes; Saprolegniales; Verrucalvaceae. Gene Ontology annotation, molecular function: RNA polymerase II cis-regulatory region sequence-specific DNA binding; DNA-binding transcription factor activity, RNA polymerase II-specific. Gene Ontology annotation, cellular component: nucleus. The transcript is spliced from 4 exons. The coding region runs from base 1 to 750 and encodes 249 amino acids. The record is from RefSeq and is a predicted model, not a curated record. Gene Ontology annotation, biological process: regulation of DNA-templated transcription.